Spinacia oleracea (spinach) is the source of this 1699-nucleotide messenger RNA. RefSeq names its product E3 ubiquitin-protein ligase RHF2A. Gene Ontology annotation, molecular function: ubiquitin-protein transferase activity. The transcript is spliced from 9 exons. The record is from RefSeq and is a predicted model, not a curated record. NCBI's taxonomy places the organism in Eukaryota, Viridiplantae, Streptophyta, Magnoliopsida, Caryophyllales, Amaranthaceae. The coding region runs from base 238 to 1404 and encodes 388 amino acids.
AGGAAGAAAAAGAUGAACUAAAGUAGACCAGUCUUCCCUUUCCUCGCUCACUAUUCAUCCUCUCCAUAUUCCUCUUCCAUUUUCUCUCUCCUCUCCACUUUCUCUUUCUAGGGUUUCUAUCCUUGAAUUUCUUCGCUUUUAUUCAUUUCUUUCACUUGAUUGUCGAUCUACUUGAGAAUUUCAAUUCAAGUUGUUCAGCCGAUUAUAUCGCCCUAGUUUUAUCAGUGAAUUCAUUUCAUGGAGGCUCCAGGUAUGGAGGAUAACAAGAAAUUGGAGGAGGCGAAAUUAACCUCGGCCGCUGCGUUUGUAGAAGGUGGCAUUCAAGACGCUUGUGAUGAUGCUUGUAGUAUUUGCCUCGAGGAGUUCUGUGAUAACGAUCCUUCGACGGUGACGGGAUGUAAGCACGAGUUUCAUUUGCAGUGUAUUCUCGAAUGGUGCCAGAGGAGUUCUCAGUGCCCAAUGUGUUGGCAGCCUAUCAAUUUGAAGGACCCAACAGGCCAAGAAUUAUUAGAUGCGGUAGUCCAGGAGAGAAAUAUCAGGCUUAAUCCACCGAGAAACGCAGCAAUAUUUCACCAUCCAGCUUUGGGUAAUUUUGAGAUACAGCAUUUGCCUGUUGGUGUUAAUGACGCUGAACUGGAGGAGCGCAUUAUUCAGCACUUAGCUGCUGCUGCUGCAAUGGGCCGAGCACGCCAUUUUGCUAGAAGAGAAGGCCAUAGGGGAAGAUCUUCAAAUCAAGGUCGUCCACAUUUUCUGGUGUUCUCAGCUCAGCCUGAUGCCCAGGCUGAAUCUGCCUCUCUUCCUGAAGGAGGGCAAACUGAAUCUACCCCAGCCAAUUCAGUUACACCUUCGUUGCUCAGAAUUGGAGGAGAAUCAUCACCACAUCAAUCCUCACCUAAUUAUUCAAGCCACACGGAUAUGCUUUCUGCCUCUGGAACUAGUGCCUUUUCUGCUGGUCGUGCAUCACCCUCAGACAGUGGGAGUUCUCCCAGUCAAUCAUCUCCAAGAAGUCAAGAUAGAGCAGGUCCAUCUGAUCUCCAAACUUUUUCAGAAACUCUGAAGUCUCGGCUUAAUUCAAUGUCUACGAGGUACAAAGAGUCUAUAUCAAAGAGCACAAGAGGGUGGAAGGAAAGAUGGUUUUCCCGCAACUCUCCUAUGUCUGAUAUUGGUUCUGAAGUAAGGAGAGAGGUCAAUGCUGGAAUUGCAACCGUUUCCAGGAUGAUGGAGCGUAUGGAAACCAGGGACGAUGGAAUACCCAGCAAUGAUUCUGUACCUGAUAGUUCUGAGAGCAGUCAAGCCCGUGACCCUGUCCCACAUGAGGCUGACUCUGUUGUGUCUCCAGGAGAAAAUCAUUUGAGUGGCAACAGGACACAAGCACCAUGUGCUGCACAUUCCGGUUCCGACUGAGCAUAAUGUUGGCCAUUGCAUCAAGUCAUAGCGUUUAGUGUUGAAGAUAGAGUGCCUUGCAAUUAGGUGGAUGCUGUGAUUUUGAUGCUUUUGCCUCCAUAGCAGCAGACUAGUAGGUAAUGGAAAAUGUCAUUUGUAAUUGUUAUCCGAAGAUAAUAAAAUAACUUAGAGAUUUAUGUGAGCUUGUUAAACGUGGUACUUGGGGGUUACCUGAUUGUAAAUUAUAUGUUUGUAUUUCAACAUUAAUUAUGAAAAUAUUUGCUGGCCGUGCACUACUUCAGUCAGAUGGCUUCUA